Cylicocyclus nassatus is the source of this 1905-nucleotide messenger RNA. Lineage: Eukaryota; Metazoa; Nematoda; Chromadorea; Rhabditida; Strongylidae. The record is from the annotation of a GenBank genome assembly.
AUGAUAUGCGGAGAGGUAUAUGCUUGCUUGGCAGGAGGGGUCGAAACAACGACUGAAAAGUGCACUAUGGAAUCACAAGGAAACAUGAGAACAUUGCUCGUUGCUCAUGAUUACCUCGGCUCUUCAGUUGAUGUCGUGCGAUUUGGCCUCUGUUAUGAGAAGGGCAGAAAGUCUACUAUAGUGUCUAUUGCUAGCCGCUUUGUUCAGCAUCGAGCUGUUAUAUUUCCUCCAUUUGCUACGGAUCGCGGCGACUUGCUGACUCUUACUGAGGACCGAUUUGUCAUGAAUGACACCAAAAUCGGAUCGGCGUUCCGUUACCUAGUGGAAGUCGUUGAUUUGACUAACGACGGCUUCCGUGUCCUACAUAUCGCUGCGCCAUUUGAGCAUCGCUUAGAUUCUGAUGGCCAUUUUGGCGGAGUCAUCCAUGUUCAUUACUUACAGGCGAUGAAGCGAAACAAGAUUGUAAUCAUAACUCCGACCCAAAUAGAUUGGUUGAAAAGAUUUUCAAGAAGAGGGAUCGCAGUGGAUGACUCGCAUAACAUAACUCGCUAUAAUUUGAAGCUGGCCACAGUCACAGUAGCGGAUGAAAAAGAUAGAGGGUUACCGGCAGCCUUCCUUCUCAGUGGUACUAUGACAAGCGAAGAUGUGCGUCUAUUGUUUGCUGAAAUUAAGAAGCUGGUGCCAGAGUUUGACCCUCUGCAAAUCGUAGCAGAUGAAGCACCAUGUUUUGUCAACGCUUUUCGCAUGGAAUUUCCGAAUUCGAAGGCUAGAUUACACUAUUGUCGAUGGCAUAUAGAUCAAACUUUCAAGAGAGCUACCACGAGAUUUGUUGAGGCGCGCUUGCGGCCAAGAAUCAAUAAAGACCUACACGAUUUACUUUCAAUCAACGACUUGAGCACCUUCGAAGGAAAAUUCGCACAGAUCCUCGCGUAUCUCGAGAUAGAAGGGCAGGGAGCAAUGCUUCAGUAUCUGAAGGACAAUUAUCUAGGUAGAACUCGUAGUUGGGCCUCAUUCGCAAAUCAUGGAGUUCUCGACAUUACUAUGAUAAGCGAGAGGUGGCAUCUCCACCUCAAACAAGAUUUUCUUCAACGAAACGCCAACUCCCGCGCCGAUUUCUUAGUUGAUCUCCUAAUCCGAGCUGUCGAAGACAUUGCUGACACUGCAGAGAUUAGGGAUCGCCGUCGUUCAGCCAAUGCCUCAUAUCGCAUCCAAGAAACAACAAAGUGUCAUCGGUGGGCUAUGACCAUAUAUGGGAAGAGGCAAGAGAAGAUCACAAUGAUCGGAGAAAGGAAGUGGCAACUGCAAGGAAAAACUCCCGAUGAAGUCUACAUAGUCACGCAAUCAGACUGCGAGUGUGCCGAUGCAUUGAGUAGAAAUGUACAUUGCCCUCUGUGUAACAUAUACCCCCAUGCAUGGAAUUGUACCUGUCUCGAUAACCGCGCAGGCAUCAGCUGCUUACACAGACAUGCAACGAAAUUAUAUGGAGGACCGUUAGCGCUUUUAUCGGAAACGGCAAUCACAGAAAAUCCGGUAGCUACAACACAGGAGUUGGAAAAUUUUGUGAAUAUCACUGAAGCAACUUCCUCUAAUGCGGUGACUGAGGCACAGGAACGGAGAGACCAGAGAAGUCAGAUACGGAACAAUAUUGAAAGCAAGUUUUCGGUCAUCACUGCGAACGUGAACUCAUUAGUCAACACCGAUACGGAGCAAGCGUUGAGCUUCCUGAAGGACAUUUACGAAUUGGUGGAUCAAGCGUCUAUGAUAAAACUUCAUCCUGUUUCUGAGGUCAACCUAGCAGUUCGACCAGAACUUGCCAAGCCCGGAGGAAAGCCACUUUUAACAAAAGCGGAACUUUUUACUCGUUCCCAGUAUCGCAGCAGAAAAAAGCAAAUUGGAGAAAAGUAA